Amoebophrya sp. A25 is the source of this 1716-nucleotide messenger RNA. The record is from the annotation of a GenBank genome assembly. Lineage: Eukaryota; Dinophyceae; Syndiniales; Amoebophryaceae.
UAUUUGAAAUAUUGAUAUUCGUGCAGGAGUGAUGCGUGAAUAUUGCUCGAUAUGGACAGCUCCGACUUGCAUCGUUGCUUUAGUCUACUUUGAUCGGGGUCGCGCAACAAGUUUCCCUUCGAAGUUUUUUUUUGCGUGUGUGUUUUUGGGCUACAUGCUUUAUUCCAAAUAUCAUACAAGUUUUCUUUGUACAUCGACGUCUUUGUUCAGGCGCCUGUUCCCAGCAAGUUCAAAUUGAUAUUAUUUAGAAUUCAAUUAGAUCGAAGAAAAUGGCGUUUCCGACCGUUGCUGCGGAACAGAGAUGUGGCAUUUUCUACAACAUCGACAAUGCGACAUCACCCGCGAGCCCGUUUGUGUGUGAUCAUGUAUCCGGAAGUGAUCUGACACGCAGCACGGAUGAGGGGCAGGCGAGGAGUAACGGUGUGCCGGCUGACAAGACAAGUGUCGGGGCGUUCGUAAACAGUCACAAUCCUGGAGUAGGACCAACAGCUACUUGUGCUGUGGUGCCAGUAGCGGAAGGAAGGCAAGCGCAAGGGGUCGUUGUGAAGAGAUUUCCUCUUCCCGUAUUUCCUCCACCAAGCUUCAGCUCCGCGAAGCACAUCAUGCCCCGGUCCACGGUACAAGCGUCCGCGAGCAGCUCUUCCUUUAGCAAUCGGAGUAACGCUCUGUCCUCUGGAGUCAUGGCGCAGCCUUGCGGAUUCAAAUAUAGUAACGUAAAUAUCUGUUAGCUUACUACACGAUACUUGAUUGUUUUGCAAAUUAGAAGAAUGCCUCCCAAGCUAGCAACAGCUCUUUUUUUUAAAUUGGGGCAUUUGAGGAGGCGGCUGCGCCCAGCACACGAUAUGUGAAGCUCUUUUCUACGAAUGGGCAGAAGGUUUUGCAUGAGCCGCUUGCAGCGGCUAUUCGCCGUUUUGUGGCCGAGCGCAAGCGUUGUAGCAAGCCAGAUAAGAACAUCGGUGCGCGCGCUGGGCAACUACCAAACUGGCUGGCGAAGCACGGUGGAUACGGUUCGUUUAUGGGUCGCAAGAUGGCGGAGAAAAAUGCGAGAAAAGCACCGGGAUCAAAAACGAUGAAAGUGCUGGCGUUCGAACUGCUGGAUUUGGUUGGCGCACUGAAGAGCGGGAAACAGUUUUGCGAAAUCAACGGAAUCAAGUUGGAUGAUGGUUGCAAAAAGAAGAGAAACUAACAUGAAAAAUAAGAACUUGAAGAUGAAACAGGUGAACAAAACAAACUAAAUCAACCAGCUAAGCUGCUAAGCUGCCGAAGGUCUCUUCGAACAAGCAGGGGCAUUAUUGAUAUCUUAAUUGAAAAUGCGCACUUGAAAUAUGUACGAGAUUUCUAUGAUUUUUACUACAACACGGUCAGCCGACCUUCUCAAGCUUAAUUGUAGUCCACCGGAAGUCGAAUGGAUAGAAUCGUCAAGGCAAAGAUGUUAAGAAAGACACCCAGAACAAACAUCAUGAACUAUUCUUUUUGUGCUCUCUCUUCAUCAAAAAUAUGUAAAUAAAGAGAAAACCACAUUCAGGGAAACGUGAACAAAACGUACGAAGGGAUCAUCUCCAGUUCCUUCUUUCGGUUAUAGCACGACUGACCAUAACCGAUUGUUUCACGCGCAAGCCUCACGCUGACAGAAAGCUAUUUGAUUUGUCGUGUUCUUUACUAAUAUUCAUAUUCUGUUGAACGUCUACUUGAAAAGUAUGUGUUCGUUCACUUCAG